Penicillium mononematosum is the source of this 579-nucleotide messenger RNA. Its product is annotated as NuoI/complex I 23 kDa subunit family protein. The coding region runs from base 1 to 579 and encodes 192 amino acids. Gene Ontology annotation, biological process: mitochondrial electron transport, NADH to ubiquinone; mitochondrial respiratory chain complex I assembly. NCBI's taxonomy places the organism in Eukaryota, Fungi, Ascomycota, Eurotiomycetes, Eurotiales, Aspergillaceae. The record is from RefSeq and is a predicted model, not a curated record. The transcript is spliced from 4 exons. Gene Ontology annotation, cellular component: membrane. Gene Ontology annotation, molecular function: 4 iron, 4 sulfur cluster binding; NADH dehydrogenase activity.
AUGGCCGCCACCCGCUCGGUCGCGAGGCUAGUCGCCUACCGUCGGCCGACCCCCUUCGGAUUGCUGGGCUCGACCGCAAACUUCUCUUCCUCGACGUACCGCGCAGCAAGCCCAGCGGGACCCCCUCAGGCCGGAGAUCUUCCGCGGCAUGUACGUGGUGCUCGAGCAGUUUUUCAGACCACCUUACACCAUCUUCUACCCCUUCGAGAAGGGUCCUAUCUCCCCCGUUUCCGUGGUGAACACGCUCUCCGCCGGUAUCCCACUGGUGAAGAGCGCUGCAUUGCUUGCAAGCUCUGUGAGGCCAUCUGCCCGGCCCAGGCUAUUACCAUUGAGGCCGAAGAGCGUGAGGACGGAAGCCGCCGGACGACCCGUUACGAUAUUGAUAUGACCAAGUGCAUUUACUGUGGCUACUGCCAGGAGAGCUGCCCUGUGGAUGCUAUCGUUGAGACCUCCAACGCCGAGUAUGCCACCGAGACUCGCGAGGAGCUUCUGUACAACAAGGAGAAGCUCCUCUCCAACGGUGACAAGUGGGAGCCUGAGAUUGCAGCUGCUGCUCGUGCAGAUGCUCCCUACCGAUAA